ACUGCCCCGAAGCAAACGGCGACCGUGAGAUGCAGAUCAAACCGCAGGCACGCCACCACCCAUCCCCCCGUUUUAAGGCCCCAAACCCUCUCGAAUCCGGACCCCUCCUGCGCCGUCCUCCUCCUCCUCCUCGCCUCCCCGCGGCCACACCUCGACUCGCUCCCUCGAGUAGAUCAUCUGUUCCAUCCUUUUGAGGCUGAGAUGGCGGCUACCUUCAAUGUUAAUGCUGAGGCAGGCCUUAAAAAGCUUGAUGGCUACCUUCUGUCUCGCAGUUACAUCUCUGGAUACCAAGCUUCCAAGGAUGACUUGGCUGUGUAUUCAGAGUUCUCAGUUGCUCCACCAUCAACUUGCACCAAUGUUGCAAGGUGGUACAAUCACAUUGAUGCACUCCUGAAGCUGAGUGGAGUUACUGCCCCUGGUCAAGGUGUGAAGGUUCUGUCAUCAGUUGUCCCUGAAACCUCAACUACUGAUGUUGCUGAGGCUCCUGCAGCUGAUGAUGACGAUGACAGCGAUGUUGACCUUUUUGGAGAGGAAACCGAGGAGGAGAAAAAGGCAGCUGAAGAGCGCGCUGCCAAAGCAAAGGCUUCUACCAAGAAGAAAGAAUCUGGCAAGUCAUCAGUUUUGCUUGAUGUUAAGCCAUGGGACGAUGAGACCGACAUGGUCAAGCUGGAGGAAGCUGUCCGAAGCAUCAAGAUGGAGGGCCUUCUGUGGGGUGCUUCCAAGCUCAUGCCCGUUGGAUAUGGCAUCAAGAAGCUCCAGAUUAUGAUGACCAUCAUUGAUGACCUCGUCUCUGUCGACACUCUUAUUGAAGACCAUCUCUGCGUUGAACCAGCCAACGAGUACAUCCAGAGCUGUGACAUUGUUGCCUUCAACAAAAUCUGUAAGUUUCUUCUGCCCGUUUAAUUUCCUAGCCUAGCUGUGACGGUACUGGCUGUCCAUUCUUCUGGAAGUCAUACCACACCAUUACUGUUUGUGGCUAUUUCUGUCUCACCGGUACUGGCUUGUGCUCAGCUGGUCUAGAUGCUACUCCCUCCCUCUGAAAAAGCUUGUCCCUCAAAUCGAUGUAUCUAGCACCAAAUUAGUGGUAGAUACAUCCAUUUGAAGAACAAGCUUGGGACAAGCUUUUCCGGACAGAGGGAGUAUGUUACGACGUCCAAUCCUGGUCUCCAUUUCAUCUACCCAAUCCACGUCUAGUUCUGUCUUGGACCUUUUGAUUAAGAAGACUCAGCCCUAACUUUGGUAAACCUGUUUUACUGCAGAAAUCUUCCUGAGGCAGGUGAUGGCGGUGGGCG
Triticum aestivum (bread wheat) is the source of this 1292-nucleotide messenger RNA. Its product is annotated as elongation factor 1-delta 1. The record is from RefSeq and is a predicted model, not a curated record. Gene Ontology annotation, molecular function: translation elongation factor activity; guanyl-nucleotide exchange factor activity. The transcript is spliced from 7 exons. Bases 202 to 903 code for a protein of 233 amino acids. Gene Ontology annotation, biological process: translational elongation. Lineage: Eukaryota; Viridiplantae; Streptophyta; Magnoliopsida; Poales; Poaceae. Gene Ontology annotation, cellular component: cytosol; eukaryotic translation elongation factor 1 complex.